Medioppia subpectinata is the source of this 2127-nucleotide messenger RNA. The record is from the annotation of a GenBank genome assembly. Lineage: Eukaryota; Metazoa; Arthropoda; Arachnida; Sarcoptiformes; Oppiidae.
AUGAGUGCGGACAAAUUGGCGUAUAAUUGGUCUCAUUUAGUGAUGUCUUUAAGAGUGAAAAUGUUGUCCAUUUUGGAUGUGGUGUUAAGAGUUCCUCCGCUCUUCAUAAUGGACUCAAUUCUGAUCCACUGUUUGUCUUCAAUUCAACCCAUUUUUCAUAAUAACAAUCAUAACAACAAUCAUAUGAUUACUACUAUUAAUACCAUUAAUGACAACAAAUUGAAUAGUAAUAUAAUUGCCGACAAUAUAUUGAAACUCAACAGUAAUAUCAUGAAUACAAACGCUUCCGAUUGGAACCGAUUGAUGACUUCCAUUAACGCAUCCAAACUCGACGCCACCGACGAUGAGGAGGACGUACUGGCCAUCAGUCUUAGCACAUCAUCUAUUGUUUGGGUCACACUAUAUCUUCAGGCGUUUGUGAUGGCGUUUUCACUCUUCCUGCUCUCGACCCGACACUUGUUGUCAAUCUAUGUCUGGUUGGCAUCGAUUGGAGUCAUCCUCUGGUCCUACAUCUCUAACGAAGAAUAUAAUAAAUACGUGUUUAGUAUAAGACACUCAACGCUUGCCUUUGAGAUCAUUUCAUUUAACUUCAGCGCAAUCUUUAGAUUUGUCGCCAAUUAUUUGUUUCAAGUUUUUCUCGCCAUUUGUUUUUGUUUUGCGAGCAAAACGUCUCAGAAUGUGUUGCCGAAGAGAUUAGUGGGCAUUACAUUCAUCGCUCCAAACAUUAUAUCAUUGAUUCCAGCGAUUCCUUCAGUUAUUCUGGCCGUCGCUCCCGUUAUUUCGGCCGCAAUUGCUUUACUUUAUAUUAUUUUAAAUUUAGUGACAAAUAUUAGACAAAUAUUUAUAACAAUUUAUUCGGAGAUCCAAUGGUCGCGAACUAUAGUACGAAACUAUGGUCUCUACACUUUGCUGGAGAGUCAAUGGAUUAGAUUACAUGUGCCACAGGUUUUGCGAGUGUUUUGGUUGACCCGUUUGACAGAACAGGCAGUCUUCCUGAUCGCCGACUCCACUCACAAGGAAUACAUGUCGACCGGAAUAAUAGGUCUCACAUUCGAGAGUCGCAUCUUCUGGUCAAAUGUUAAGCAACUUAUGGUCAGAGGCUGUGAAACAAUUGUCGCCGUUCUCGGCAUGACUUCCGUAUUGUCUGGAGUUUCGCAUCAAAUCGGAUGUCUUAUGCAAUCGUUUCUUUUGGUUGAAGACCCCGAAGACCGCUCUAUUGGUACCGUUUCUGCCAUUCUGUUCUUCAUAUUAGCCCUUCAGACAGGGCUGACGGGUUUGGAGCCCGAGAAACGCUUUUUACGUCUUUAUCGCAAUCUAUGUCUCCUUUUCACCGCAAUUCUUCAUUUUAUACACAAUAUGGUCAGCCCUUUGCUCUUCUCGUUGAGUGCGUCCAGAAAUAUGUCGAUCAAUAGACACGGGAGAGCACUCAUUGUCUGCGCCUUUUUGAUCGCAUUUCCAAUGUAUUUCCUGAUAUAUCUGUGGACACAUCACGCGGUCUCCACUUGGCUUUUAGCCGUUUCGGCCUUCAGUAUUGAAGUCGUUAUUAAAGUCAUAAUAUCCCUAUUAAUUUACGGACUCUUUAUGAUCGAUGCCUUCCGGACCUCAAUGUGGGAACAAUUAGAUGAUUACGUUUAUUAUAUCCGUUCGACUGGAAACUCAAUUGAGUUUAUUUUUGGUAUAUUUCUCUUUUUCAACGGCGCGUGGAUUUUGCUCUUCGAAUCGGGAGGUACUAUACGGGCGCUAAUGAUGUGUAUUCACGCCUAUUUCAAUAUAUGGCUUCAGGCAAAGGCCGGUUGGAAGACAUUCAUGAAGAGACGACACGCGGUCUACAAAAUCAAUUCACUGCCCGAAGCAUCUGAAGAGCAGUUGCGUAACUUUGACGACGUCUGUGCGAUCUGUUAUCAGGAGUUAACCACUGCUCGCAUAACGAAAUGCAAUCACUAUUUCCAUGGCGUAUGUCUUCGCAAAUGGCUUUACGUUCAAGACAUGUGUCCGCUCUGUCACGAGACCCUCUAUAAUAUCAACGACACUAACGAUCCGAACGAUUCCACGAACGAUAAUAUUAUGAAUAAUAUGGACGGAGUGGGAGGACAGGCGGGUCAGGCCGGACACGAUCACAACGAUUAA